CUAUGACAGUUGGAGGGUUCCGAGAGGCUGUGGUUGGCCAUGGCCUCAGACUCCACCGUAGACCUUCUGAAGGAGAUGUACCUCACACCAUGGAAACCUCUAACAGAUUGACUGAGCAGGAACAGAGAGUUCUGGGGACUGAGUACAGGCUGAGCUCAGGGAAGGAGAUGGAAAGAAGAGAAAUUGAAGGGUGGCCUGUUCUGUUCCUGGGAGGAGGACCGAAAGUUGGUCCUGCGUGGCUGGUCCCUCGUCUUCAUCUCCCUGGCAACCUUGUUGGUGUUCAGCGUGGUGGAUGGGCAGAUGGCCUAUGUGCACGGUCCAUACACUGGCUUCAUCGGCCUCUGGAUUGACUGCAGGAGGCACAAGUGUGCCAACGUGGGCCAAGUCACUGUUUACAUUCACAUGAGCAAGGGCUUCAUGUUUCUGGCCCUGGCACUGUGCCUCAUUCUCCUGCCCACCAUGUUCCUCUCCUUCCGGCCAGUCUGCCGCCGCUUGAACAAGAUUGACUACAUCUUCAGUUUCCUCAGCAUUGGUAUCGGGCUCCUGAUUCUCCUCAGCCUGAUGCUCUUUGUCAUCAACUGCAAUAGACUGCGUCUGAGGCCACAGGUGUCCUACCUGCUGGUCUUCUACCUGUGCUGGUGCGCCAGUGUCUUGAUGCUGUGGGCCGGAACUCUAUCCUUCCUCAACCAAGUGCGGAGGGGGAGCUACAGUACGCCUAUCAUGGAGCGGAGGGUUAGCUACUUCCGUUGGGCCUUGAGACACCAAUCCCAGCAGCAGUCCAAUUUGGACCAGAGCUCGGAGUCCAUCCAGAACCAGUCUGCUGCAACUUCUCAGGACACUGGGAAGUCCCGGCAGCCAGAUGCCUCCACCUCUGUCCCUGUGACUCUGUCACCAUCAGACCUCCCUUGAGGUUCCACGCUUCCCAUGAGAGCAGGCAGCACCCUCGGGAGACAGGCGGCAAGCCCCGCUCCCCUGUGCAAGGACCCACCCCUUGAGGUCUGAGUCUUGGCAAGGAAACCACUCUGGAAGUCCUCCAAUACUUUCGGCUGUGGCUAUGUCCCUCUGAGCAGGCACUGGUCCAUGGUCCCAAGCAGCUAGAGCGCGGUGGGAUGAUCGCCCCACAGGCCACGCCCCUAAGCUGCUCUCCAACUUUUGGUCCAGCCCCACCCAAGGAAUCCCCUCCAGGGGCCCCAGGCGGGACACUCUGCAGCCCAGCCUUGCGGCCAGUCCCCACCCCUCUGUGGACAGACCCCUCCCAGAAAGUCAAGGCUUGAUAUAACAUCCCGCCCCCUUCCUGGCUUCCCCGACUCAAUAAAACCAGGUCGGCAUUCCAAA
Molecule: messenger RNA, 1335 nt
Organism: Peromyscus eremicus (cactus mouse)
Lineage: Eukaryota; Metazoa; Chordata; Mammalia; Rodentia; Cricetidae
Exons: 6
Coding region: 301-909 (202 amino acids)
Cellular component (GO): plasma membrane
Source: RefSeq, a predicted model, not a curated record